AUGACCAUCCAACAGAACAAGAUAAUCACCAUCUUCGGCGGGACAGGGAACCAGGGUGGUAGUGUCGCAAGAUCCCUGCUGGCUCACAAGGACGGCCGCUUUCAUGUCAGGGUCAUCACCAGAGACCCGUCGUCCGACAGAGCAAAGGCCAUCGCGGCUGAUGGCGCGUCGCUCGUCCAGGCGGAUGGCUUCAAUCGUGAGCAGAUGGCCGCCGCCCUCGCGGGUAGCUGGGGUGUAUUCAUCAACACGAACUCAGACGACGAAGCCCUCAAAUCGCUGGACGGACCCAGCGACUAUGACCUCGGCGCCGCGGUGAUUGACGCAGCAGAGGAAGCCGGAGUUCCGCACGUCGUGUACAGCUCCGGCCCUUCAAUCACCAAUGCCACCAAGGGCAGGAUCCAUCUAGAGGGAUUUGAAACCAAAUACCACGUGGAACAAUACGCCCGAGCAAAGAGCUUCAAGACCUUCACUCCCGUCCUCUGUGCGUCCUUCAUGGAAUGCUUCUUCUACGAACCCUUCUCCGACGCGUUCGGCGGGUUCCCAUGGACUCCCAACCCGAAGACGGGAGACAUCGUCUUCAGCACGCCCCCAUACGGCGGCAGAGGCGAUAUGCCCUGGGUCAGCGUGGAGGACGAUGUCGGCGAUAUCAUCCACGGCAUCUUCCUGAACCCCAGCGAAUAUGAUAGGGUUCUCGUGCAGGUGACCAGCCAGCAAAUUACCAUGCCUGAUAUUGCAGCUUCCUACGCGAAAGCCACUGGAAUUCCCGCCCGGUACGAGGAGAUGCCUUCGUGGACGAGUAUUCAGCCCAAUGGGACCAGAUGUCGGGAUGAGACCCGGCUCAUCUUCUGGAUGAUGAACGCGUGCGGUGGGCGCUGGUUUGCCGAACAUGAGAGUGAUAACACUGCUUCGAUCAAAUUGAAGAAUGCGGCGCUGGAGGCGAGGGGUCAGGAGGGCGGACUUAUCACAUUUGAAGAGUGGUUUAAGAAGGCGCAUGCGUUGAGAACCGAGUCUGCAUAG
Messenger RNA from Aspergillus brunneoviolaceus CBS 621.78, 1017 nucleotides. RefSeq names its product NmrA/HSCARG family protein. Bases 1 to 1017 code for a protein of 338 amino acids. The transcript has 4 exons. The record is from RefSeq and is a predicted model, not a curated record. NCBI's taxonomy places the organism in Eukaryota, Fungi, Ascomycota, Eurotiomycetes, Eurotiales, Aspergillaceae.